UGAAUUUCGAAUUAUUUGGUUCUGUGUGAAUAAAUAAACUGGGCUUUAUUGGGCUUAAGGCCCAUCUCCGUUGUCGUCUUCAAGGUCACGCUUACAGACUUGGCUCCGCCGCUCCGGCAUUGAGCUCCGUCGAGAGAAUGGCGAGUAAUCAACAACCACCGUCGAAUCUACAGACCUACGGUGUACCAAUUUACGCCGUCGACUGGAUUCUAGAGGAAGCUGUCAGAUCCAAAAUCACUAAGGAUCAGGAUGAUGAUGAUGAUGAUGGAUCGUCGUCGUCGUCGUACAUCGUUUUAUCCGGCGGAGGAGGAGAAGGACGAAGUGGAAUACCUAAUGUCAUCUUAAUCUGUCGUGUUGAUCUCCACACCAAUUCUCUCUCUGAACAACCUAUUGGUAGGCGUGUGAUUGGCACUGAUCUACCUUAUCGUAUGGCUAUUCAUCCUCGUCAAGGUGGUCUUAUUUGUGCAUUGCCUAACAGUUGCAGACUGUUUGAUUGGGAAAACAUUAUAGAGGAUGAUAAUGAGGAAGAGUCAGAGAAAGUUGUUAAAGAGUUAAAAGAUGUUGGACAACAGUUGUCUCUCUCGUUUAAUCAGGAUGGGACUGUUCUAGCUACUGGUGCAGAGGAUGGGACUUUGAGGGUUUUUGAAUGGCCAAGCAUGAAGACUUUACUUAAUGAGUCUAAGACACAUGCAUCAGUUAAAAGCCUAACUUUCAGCGAAAGUGGUAAGUUUCUUGUAUCUCUUGGAGCUCCACUUUGUCGGGUUUGGGAUGUGAAUGCUUCUGCUGCUAUUGCCAGUCUAUCAAAAGAGAAGGACGAGAUGUUUGCCUCGUGUAGAUUCUCUGUAGACAAUUCAGGCAGUGAAGUUCUUUAUGUUGCUGCAAACACUCAACGUGGUGGGAGUAUUAUAACAUGGGAUACAACAUCAUGGAGAAGAAGAAGUUCAAAGCUUAUUAAAAGAAACAACUCUAUAUCUGCCUUUAAUGUCUCAGCUGAUGGGAAGCUUCUUGCAGUAGGAACCCUCGAAGGAGAUGUUUUAAUAAUUGAUUCGACAAAGAUGCAAACUAACCAAAUCGUCAAGAAAGCUCAUCUCGGUUUGGUCACCGCACUGACUUUCUCCCCUGAUUCAAGGUGCUUAGUGUCAGUAUCUUUUGACUCAAGGGCAAGGCUAACCGUGAUCAAACAAAAGGGUGAAAAACGUCGAGUAUAUCUGUGGGUGGCGGCAUUGUUGUUUGUGUUGGUAUACGUGGUUUUGUAUUAUUUGAUGGUGGCAAUGGGGAUCAUACAUUAGACAUACGUAAAGAAAGCCUCUAAGUAAAUCCACACGACAAUACAUGGAAUGGCUUGAAGAAACCAACAUACAGAUUUAUACCCUCGUUAAGUUUUCUUAGACUUUGUGUUUUGAGUAGGUCGUAGAGAUUCUUCACAGAAACUUUCAUGCUUUUAUUAGUUUACAUCAUAUAUUCAUAUUCUCGUUUCUAUCUUUUAGUAUUACCACAAUGAAAGUUUGAACUUCUUUUAGUCAACGAGACCCAAUGAUUAAGACAUUAAGUGAUUAGAAAAUGAGAGAGACCACCCAACCAUCGUCUAACGAAUCUCUCGGGACAUUGACCAAAGACAUCAACCACAGUUUGACCACGACACUUCUGACGUGUAACACCAUGUAUUAAGCCAU
This is a messenger RNA of Arabidopsis thaliana (thale cress), 1673 nucleotides long. Its product is annotated as Transducin/WD40 repeat-like superfamily protein. Lineage: Eukaryota; Viridiplantae; Streptophyta; Magnoliopsida; Brassicales; Brassicaceae. Bases 138 to 1289 code for a protein of 383 amino acids. Gene Ontology annotation, cellular component: endoplasmic reticulum membrane. The record is from RefSeq and is marked reviewed. The transcript has 9 exons. Gene Ontology annotation, molecular function: guanyl-nucleotide exchange factor activity. Gene Ontology annotation, biological process: endoplasmic reticulum to Golgi vesicle-mediated transport.